Molecule: messenger RNA, 1120 nt
Organism: Thrips palmi
Lineage: Eukaryota; Metazoa; Arthropoda; Insecta; Thysanoptera; Thripidae
Product: MIT domain-containing protein 1-like
Exons: 6
Coding region: 260-1021 (253 amino acids)
Source: RefSeq, a predicted model, not a curated record
UGUUGUUGUCUUUUGUAUUUUUGUUGUUUAUUGGUGAAAGAGCUGUCACCUUCUGACAAACAGAUGUUUUCGUUGCAAAAUAUGCAGAAAUAUGCAUGUUGCUGUGGUCCUCUCUGCUAGAGGAUUGACUUAGACUUUCCUCCUGUAGGUAACACUUCUUUCAUGACGUGUCAUUGUUGCUUUCUGCCCUGUCAGCACCUUUAAAGGUUGGAAUCGUUCCCAGUUUGUCUUUCACUCAGGUUAUCCAGGUAAUACAGGUAUGUCCACCUCGGGAAGUGUGGAGUUGGGUAUUGCCAUUGGCAUUUUACAGCGAGCAGUUGAGCUCGACAAAAACAAUCGGUUCACUGAAUCAUUAGUUUGCUACGAACAGGGCUUAAGAGUACUUUUGGAAGUAAUUAAAAACACAACGGAUGGAGCAAAAAAAACUCAACUUCGACUUAAGGUGGAAGAGUACAUGACACGAGCAGAAUCAAUUAAGAAGCUAAUAGCUGAUAAGAAAGCUCGUGGUGAAUACAGGGAGCAGGUUGUAAUAGAAGCGGAUUCAACUGGUCACAGUUACGAAAGUGUAUUUGGCCGAUUUUUGGAUGCAGAGGUGACUGAUAUAUCAGUUGAAGAUCCAUAUAUCAGAAAUUUCCACCAGUGUCAAAACUUUUUAAAGUUCUGUGAACUAGCAGUCAUGAAUUGUUCCAAUCUGAAAACAAUUAGUCUGGUAACAAAUAUCGGUCACAGCCAACAAGAGGCUCAAGAUACAAAUUCAUGGCUUAAUUCAUUGAAGAACUCUUUACAACCUCGCAAUGUAACUUUGUCAGUAGAAAUACGGCCUACACUCCAUGACAGAACUAUUAGGCUAAGCAAUGGCUGGAUCAUCAAGAUUGGGAGAGGUUUAGAUUAUUUUAAGUCUCCUGAGAAUAAAAUGGCUCUAGGAGUUUUUAACAUGGACUUGAGAAAAUGUCAUGAAACAACGGUAGAUAUAUUUCAUAAAGGAGCUAACAAUACAACAAACUCCAUUCAUUGGAUAUAAAACAGUAAAUCAAAUUCAGCAACACCACCGUUAUCAAUAACGAAAACAAAACAAAAAGCUUAUGGAAGAAAUAAAUUGAAGCUCUAUUGAGGGUCACUG